AUGCCGUCCAUUCUGUCGGACGAGGAUAAGGAGACAGUCAAGCGUCAGGUUCCGAAGCAAUCGAACAAGAUCCAGGCCGUCGCAGUUGCCCGGCUUUAUAUCGCGUACCCGAAUCGCCAAAGAUGGACAUAUACAGGUUUGCAAGGAGCCGCAGUGCUUGCAAAUGACUUAGUAGGAAAUACUUACUGGUUGAAACUGGUGGACGUUUCUCCAGCACAGCGAGGAGUAAUAUGGGAUCAGGAAAUAUACGAUUCGUGGUCCUACAACCAGGACCGGACCUUCUUUCAUACCUUCGAGACCGAGGAUUGUUUAGCUGGAUUGUCCUUUGUAGAUGAGAAGGAAGCAAAGACUUUCUUAAAGAAGAUGAACGAUCGAGAAAAGAAUGCGAGCAAAGCGACAAAAUCGAACCCGUUCGGCGGCGGCGGAGGGCAGACUGGUCAUGCUCGACAUGGAUUAUUGGGAGGAUUGUUCGGUGGACAUAGACACUCUUCGGCGCCUUCGAUACAACCUCAACCCACACCCCCAGACUCACCAAGUUACGUCCUCCCACCUGUUGCGUCAGUUCAUCGGAAUUCUGUAGGACACCAGAGUGCGCCAAAAUCACAGUUCGCGGCUUUGGAUGCGAUUGACCCCAACUGGCGGGAAACCUGGGGAGGUGAUUUAAAGCAAAUGGGUAUAACGGACGACCUCAUUCGAGACAACCAGGACUUUAUUGCGGAUUAUAUCAAGCAGCAACAGGCUGCUCAGGCUGUAUCUGCGCCAGCGAAUGGUGUUGAAAACCAAAGAGCUAAAGCCCCUCCACCUCCACCGCCUACUACCGCUCCACGGCCUCGUUCGAACAGUCCUCAAAAUGCACCCGCGCCAACAGGCCGCGGGAGAGGAGCACCUCCUGCACCACCACCAGCGAGAAGGUCAAUUGCAAAGGAGCCUGCGCGAGAGCCAACCCCCCCUCGGGAACCAUCACCACCACGCGGGCCACCUCCACCAAGAUUUGCCGCACCACCGCCCUUUGCAGAUGCUGGUAAACUCGCCCAUACCAACACUCGACCUACAGCUGCGUCGAGAGUGCAUGCCGGGUCUAUUUCAAAUCCAGGACCACCUCCUCCGCCAAGGCCCCCGAAGACACCUGUGGACGACUCCUAUGAGCCGGGGGAAUCUGGAUCACGGUUUGGUGUCCCUCCACCUUUUAUGGGAGAAAGAAUACAGGAAAGAAAGCCUGUCGCUCCUCCAACUCCAAAUCGUGGGCCGGUACCACCACCUCCACCACAGCGAGAUACUCCAUCGAAUCCUUAUUCUCAUGCUGUUCCACCUACCAAUGGGCUUCCUCCUCCGCCACUCCCUCCAAAAACGCCAUCUGGCCCAUCCGGUGCGCCGCCUCCAUUACCACCAGCCUCCACUCGACCAGUCCCUCCACCCCCAUCAAGAGACAGUGGUCCUCCACCACCACUCCCUCAGACAAAUGCUCCCCCACCUCCUCCUUUACCUCAAUCAAACGCUCCUCCGCCACCUCCAUUGCCUCAUGGAAACGGUCCUCCAGCGCCUCCUCCACCACCACCCCCUCCAGGUGGGUUUGGCGCGCCAGGAGGUGCUCCGCCGCCCCCUCCACCUCCUCCACCGGGUGCUGGCAUUCCUGUCCCACCUCCACCACCACCAAACCGCGAUUCUGGUUAUCAAUCCGGUGUACCUGCUUUACCUCAGCCCACGGGGGAGCGUGCUGGAUUGCUUGCCGGUAUCCAAAGCGCAGGAGGUAUAGCUUCGCUAAAGAAAGUACCAAAAGAACAAGUCAGAGAUAGAAGUAGUGCUCUUCCUGGUUCGGACACAGGACCUGCUGGCAGCGGCCUGCCACCAUCUGGUGCCGGUGCUGGUCUCGCGGCUGGUGCAGCAGCUGGUGGAAUGGCUGGAGCUUUGGCUAUGGCUUUAGCACAGAGGAAUAAGAAAGUUAGCGGUAGUGAUGACGAAGAUGAAGAAGAAGACUGGUGA
This is a messenger RNA of Glarea lozoyensis ATCC 20868, 1980 nucleotides long. RefSeq names its product PH. The record is from RefSeq and is a predicted model, not a curated record. The coding region runs from base 1 to 1980 and encodes 659 amino acids. Lineage: Eukaryota; Fungi; Ascomycota; Leotiomycetes; Helotiales; Helotiaceae. Gene Ontology annotation, molecular function: actin binding. The transcript has 3 exons.